This is a messenger RNA of Dovyalis caffra, 504 nucleotides long. NCBI's taxonomy places the organism in Eukaryota, Viridiplantae, Streptophyta, Magnoliopsida, Malpighiales, Salicaceae. The record is from the annotation of a GenBank genome assembly.
AUGUCCAAGAUGCCUAGUAUUGAUUCCAUUAGAGUGUUGGAGAAAGGAGGGUGUAGUAGGCAAACUAAACAAAUGGGUGAGGGAAAUCAAAAGAAAUCCUUGAAGUCUAGUAUAGAGGCCAUGAAAGAUGAUAAUGGAAGGAGUUCUAAGGAGUUUAUAAGUGAAAGAGGUGAUAACAUAAAUGAAAAUGGGACUAGUGAGAGCCAUCCUGUUUCGAAAUUAUGGGCGAGUGGCCAUGAUGCUAGUAACCAAGGCACUACGGUGAAAGCAUGGAUGAAAAAGGGUGAUAAAGUUUUUGGGAAGGAAAAGGUGGGAGAUAAAGAUGUUAGGGGAUAUGAUUUAUGUGUGCCAAAUAGUCAUGCAGUGGUAUUGGAUAGUAACAAAGGUGGAGAUGGUAUAGUGGUAGUAGAGGAUUUUUCUCAUCUUGAAGAUGAUAUCAAGGUUAAGAAAGUUUCUAUAGAGGGUGUCCAGGCCUUGAAAGGUGGAAAUGGCUUGGCUCGGUAA